Messenger RNA from Dermacentor albipictus, 1753 nucleotides. Its product is annotated as chitinase-3-like protein 1. Gene Ontology annotation, molecular function: chitin binding; chitinase activity. Gene Ontology annotation, biological process: carbohydrate metabolic process; chitin catabolic process. Gene Ontology annotation, cellular component: extracellular region. Lineage: Eukaryota; Metazoa; Arthropoda; Arachnida; Ixodida; Ixodidae. The record is from RefSeq and is a predicted model, not a curated record.
GCCUGCAAAAUGUUCCAGGGAUAGUCGAAGAGGAAGAAGAGGCGGCGGGCCCCCGAACUUGGAGCAGCAGUCGUGGCGCCGUUGCCACGAGUCGCGCCGCGGUCCUCGUCCGCGCAAGCGGGCGAGGAGGACCACAUGGGAGGCGGCAACAUGGCCCACGCCAACACCAUGCUCUAUGUAACGCGUGUCAGCUUUUGUAUCUUUGUCUUGUUCGCCAUGUACCUGCUUGGAAUGCUGUUCUACGCGAGGACCACCGCAAGUCCCCCGGCACCCGUUAUUGUUUACCAGAAGGCCGCACCAUGCCCAUCCGCUGCUCCGAUAAAGACACUCGCAGACGUGCCUUCUUCGACGCCACCAGCUCCAUCCACGAGAAGCACCGCUAAGAGGCCCCGCGCGUCGUUCGCUGCACCCGAGGCAGCCGAAACCGAGGAGAAGCAGCAGCAAUAUUAUCACCUGUUCUGCUUCUUCAACCAGUCGAUGCAAGAAGGUCCGUCCACCACGAGCCUCGACGUGUCCCAGAUUCCGGUGGGUCUCUGCACUCACCUAGUCUAUAGCUCUGUCGGCAUAAACUCGAGGGGCUUCACACUUAGCCUGGAGGGCCACGACUCGGGACAGGGUGCAAUUGAACGGUUCGCCGCAUUUGGGCAACCCAGCAAGUUGCUCGUUGCAGUGGGAGGGUCACGCCAUGACUGGCGCGCCUACCAGGACAUAGCUUCAGACCGCUACAUUGCCAGGGAUUUCGGGCACAAAUUGCGGCGCUGGAUUCACGACCGAAGCCUUCACGGCGCCGUCGUCAACUGGCCGGUGCCCGCUGAGCAACGAGACGUGACCGAACUUGUGCAGGAGGUGAAGCGAGCACUGACUGGCGAGCAGCUGCUUGCGGUGCUCCUGCCACAUGACAAGAGGAGGCGCCGCAGGAUGUUCGACGUGCGACGUCUGGCCACGAUCGCAGACUUUCUCCUUUUCCGCAUGUACGGGUCUCACGGGCCCCACCGCACUGAGUAUCCGAUUACGGAGCAGGACAUCUCGCUCUUCCCCAAAGCCGCGCGCUCGGAGACCGGCCGCGACGUGUUCAACAAGGCUUGCAUGGUUCUGCCAUUGUCGGGUUUGAGCUUCGUGCGCGCCGCCUCCUCAACGUCGCUGACCCCUGGAGCUCCGGCAAAAGGACUGGGCCCCGCGGGCCGCCACUCCCGGCAAGCUGGCAGCCUCGCCUACAACGAGCUGUGCGCCGCCAACUGGACGCAGGUUCAUGCGGGCCACUACGGCACGGCCGCCACCCGUGGGUCCGUUUGGGUCGGCUACCACGACGCCACCCAGCUCGCCCGGAUCGUGCACGUCGCGCGGCGACGCCACGGCGCCAGCUGCUUUGGCUUGUGGGCGCUCGGGGACGACGACUUCCGCGGCUCGUGCGGCGCCACGAAGUUCCCGCUCGUGCGGGCCGUCGCGGCCGAGUGCAAGGCCCCCAUUGCCACCUAGCGUCUCUUGCGCCCAUGCCACGCUGUGCGGAAUGCGCUCACUUUUGUGGACACACACCGAAGAAGGCGCGAAGGCUCACGGACGUCUAAGUUUAACAUAGGUUGCACUUGUCCAGCGUCCGUGGUGCGACGCAUUUCAAAAGUUGUGAAACUCGAAUGCCACGAACUGGCACUGUGUAGAGAACAAAGAACAAGCGUGAUCCUCAGGAGCUCUUUUGUGUUUUCCGCUGCCACAGCGUCUGUCACCCAGUUGUCCACAUAAAAAUAUUCAUAAUGCU